This is a messenger RNA of Ostertagia ostertagi, 3111 nucleotides long. The record is from the annotation of a GenBank genome assembly. Lineage: Eukaryota; Metazoa; Nematoda; Chromadorea; Rhabditida; Trichostrongylidae.
AUGGUAGAUUGCGAGGUUAUUUUGAAAGCAGAAGAUAUUGCUCAUGUUCUUCGCGAUGGUGUGGCGCUAUUGCCUGGAUCUCGUGAUCGUACGGGUCGUGCAAUCAUAAUUUUCCCUCCGAAGGAGCAUCAACUGAAUCCGGACAAUAUUAGGAAUAUCCUUCGAUACCUGCACACCGUGACAGCCUUUCUUUGGUUCUCGUUCUUAUAUUGGCAUUUAAGUGACGACGCUAGGGAGCUCGGUUUCACUGUGAUCAUAGAUAUGCGUGGGAAGCACGCGUCAAAUAACGUACGACCUAUCCUGAAAUCCAUUAAUCAUCUCUGUGAGACGACAAAUGGGCUUAUUAUCAUGGUCUUAAUAAUUAAACCGGACACUUUUUGGGAGAAGCAAAAGGCCAACAUGCUUCUGGGAUCUUGGAGUUUUGAGGUACAUAUGAUUUCUAUUGAUGCUUUAUCGAAGUUCAUCGAUCCCAGCCAACUUAUAAGAGAUCUCGGUGGUUCUUUCCCAUACGAUCACGACGACUGGUUGGACACGCGUCUGGAAUUGGAACGCUGGAUAUGGCAGGUUUCGGAAGUGAUGCGAAAUUUGGAAUGCCAACGCAGAGCAAUGGCAGACGCUCAAUUUCCUGUAGAUGUAACCACAGCGGAAUCUGCUCUUUCUCAACAUUCCUCCAUUAAGAAAACGAUUUUUGCCAUUCCGAUUGAUCGCCUACAAAGCGAAUCUGACAGGGAACGACGUCUUAAGCAGUGGGAAACACGUCGUGUGGAGCUGGAGGGAUGUUAUCAGAUGAAACUCUUCGAACAUGACGCUGAUGAGAUGUUGGAUUGGACGCGAAAACAUUGCGACGCAUUAUCACGGCGAAUUGGCGACAUUGGUGUGAACGAUACAGAAGCGUCUGAAAGGCUUCAUGAGUUCGAAGAAUUUUCAACAACAGCGGAUAGUGCUGAAGUGAAUAUUACUCAAGUCACUAAUAUAGCUAUACGUUUGCGGUCAAUUGGUGGACAGAAUUCUAGAAACAAGGUCUAUAUUUGUUAUUUUCAGUAUUUUUCCCAACUGCCGAGUUGGGUGGAAAGCCCUGGAGUGGAUCCUGCUGGCAUGAAUGGGAAAUGGGGAGAAGUUUUCGAGGAAUCCUCAGCAGCACGAAAAGCUGUUGCUCAGGGGUCUCAAUUGGCUCAGCUAUUAAAAUCUGUGGAUGUUGAUGACGCACCUUCAAAAGAGCAGAUGGGAAAGCUAACAAGAGCUCACAAGCAUCUUCUUUGUUUGUGGAAAGAAAGAAGGGUUCGACUCCAUUCAAUGCUUGCUCUGAUUGCAUUCCGUACAGAUACACAACUGGUUGUGGAAUGGCUUGAGCAACAUGGUGAUCCGUAUCUGACAAAGAACACAAGCAUAGGGGAAACUGUCGAGCAAGCACGCACACUGCAAAGAAACCACAGCCAUUUCCGCCAGAUUGCAAGAAAUACGUAUUCGAAUGCCAAUAAACUUUUUGAAGCCAGUAAAGCAAUAUUGGAAUCAGGUGUUUGUGAUGCGGAGAAAAUGAGAGCCAUGAUCGGUGACCUGGAUCAACGGGUACAACAGUUCACCCAUCGUGUCGAAGCUAGAUUCAAUUUGCUCAAUCAGUCUGUUUUGUUUCACACGCAUUAUCAUGAGAUCAUGGCUUGGUAUGAUGAAAUGGAGAAAAAGUAUGCGGAACGGGUAGUUGACUCUGAGGUUGAGGCAUGCGAACGAAGCAAGGAACAAUGGCUCUAUGAAAGUGAUGGAACGGCUCAGGCGUACGCCACGACUAUCGGCGAAGGCACGCAACUGCUUCGCGAAUUGGAAGUUCAUUCCCAGCAUACUGGGAUUGACUACACCAGCAACAUUGCUUGCAUCAAUCGACUAAUUCGGAACAUUGAAAGUCGUAAUAGUAAAUUGUCGAGCAUUUGGAAUCCGCAACGUGUGCUGUUGCAAAUAGGACUCCGAUUUGCUGUGCUAGUUCGCGACAACUGUGAAGUACUAUCUCAAAUUCGGAGCUGGGAGGAAGAUAUGCGUGGUAUGUUGGAAUCUUCUACAUUUGCUGGAAAUGCGGAAAAGGUUCUGCCAUUCCAUCAAGACAAUACAGCUCAAGUGAAAAUGGCUGUAAAGAACAUUCGCAAGUGUGCUCAGGAAGUAUUGCAGUCUAUUCAUGGAAAUGGUUUUUCUGAUUUACGGACGAGGCAAGGAAAAAGUGUUACCGAUCUGAUUAGAGAGAACCUAAAGAUCCUCGAAGUCGCCGAACAUCAAGUAAUGCAGUAUGCUGCUGAGACGUCUUACCGCAUCGAAGGCUCCCGAAAAUUGGGACGAGCUGCUAUAGUUUGCUACAAAACUUACCUCACUGGAGUGUAUCCCAUUCUCGAUCAACUGGAGAAGGAUUAUAGUCAGAAUCCCGAUCGCGAUUGGUGUGCGGUACGAGUGGGUGAAACGCCACAGGAGAGAGUCAACGUGAUUUCGGAGCUGCUCAGCAAGCACAUGGAUUACAAAGAUCGAUUCCUGAAGGGCUGUAUUUAUGCACAGAAAACUAGUGAACUUUUCCUGAAGUACAUAGAAAGAACCAGCUCAGGGACUGGUGUACAUAAUCGACUUGACAGUGAACGAAUCAUGCGUAUGAAGUCAGAUUUACGUGAACGGCAAUCAAAGAUACUUGAAUUGUGGACGAAAAAGAAGAAACAGCUGGACAGAUGUCAGCAAUUUGUUCUGAUGGAUGCAACACGGCAUGUGUUGGUUGACUGGCUAUGUGGAGAAGGUGAACGCCGUUUAACUGAAUUCCUGGGAAAGGGAGUUGCCGACGCUGCUACGCUGGAAGAUUUCCAUACCUUCAAGCUGGCUGUAAAGGAAGAGCGAGCAAAGAUCCAGACGCUUUUGUGCAUGGCUGGACCGAUCAGGGACGAAGCAAAGCAACAUGCGGCUGACAUUGCAGACUGUAUGGAUGAUGUACGUCUCCGGUUUGAGAAAUUUUCACGGCGGGUUGCUGAAUGUGAAACUCUACUUCGUGGAGGGAAACCGAUACCUAAAGAUGAUCUUUCGCUCGAUCGAUUGUCUGAUCCAAAUGUUGAAGAGAACAUGAACAUUAUGAAGCGUGAGCAGAAUAAGAAAAUG